Messenger RNA from Xenopus tropicalis (tropical clawed frog), 4170 nucleotides. It is a transcript of the gene cab39, whose product is annotated as calcium binding protein 39. The transcript has 12 exons. Lineage: Eukaryota; Metazoa; Chordata; Amphibia; Anura; Pipidae. The record is from RefSeq and is a predicted model, not a curated record. The coding region runs from base 727 to 1971 and encodes 414 amino acids.
AUGAGUCAAUGCUUAUAAUAAUUUGCUGUGUUGUUUGUACUUCUCCUCGGACACGCGUUACAAUAGUUCUAAAAACACGGUACAAGCUAAUCAUCUGUAUAUUCUGUCCCACGGCCACAAAGGCGCCCUCAACUGCCCACAGAACGUAUCUCUCCCCAAGCCCGAACUACACCAAAUUGGCACAGUCAGUUCUCCUGCAGUCCGGAAGUCGCUACCUUAGUGACGUCAUGCUAUGCGCCGGAAAAGGAACCUUCUGGGCCUGAGAGCACCAUAGAGACGGGAGGAGCCGCCCGGAGUGACCCGAAAGGAGAGAGACCCUCCUGAGUGACCGGUAACCAGGGGCACCGGGGAGUGAUCUGGAAGUGAAAGGAUCCUAGUAGAGGCCUAUCCUUCUUGGCAUCUUGGCACUGAGCGGAGAUAGGGAAGCCCCGAGAGAGAGAGAGAGCCGAGAAGAAAGAAGCCCACAGACACUCUCCUGUAACCAGAGGGGCGAACCCAAGUGAUUCCAGAGAGGGUGUGUCCGUCACCUGCAGCGCUGUAGCUCACUGGAACUGUAGCUGGCCUUCUCAUUGACUGUGCUGGGCUUUCUCCCUAGACCUCUGCAAACAGUAUUUCCACAUGUCUCUAUAAUAAACUCUGUUUGAGCCUUUCCAGCACUGGUUGCUAGCCUGAGACUGGGAACCAUUCCACCAUUAAGAAGUGUAGAGCAGUGUUACCUCACGAACCAUGCCGUUUCCCUUUGGGAAGUCCCACAAGUCUCCUGCAGACAUAGUGAAGAACCUGAAGGAAAGUAUAGCUGUGCUAGAGAAGCAGGACAUCUCUGAUAAGAAGGCAGAGAAGCUGAGAGGAGGGUUGUUACCCCACACAUACAGCUCCCCUGCCCUCCAAACCAAUUCCCUUAGACGCCCUACUCCAGGCUCAAAUGUCUCACUUGCUGCAUACUCUGUCGACGACUUACACAUCAGCAGCAGAAGCAAAGAUGCAAAGAAACUGGCAUGGCCCAAAAGGAGAUCAUUUGUUUCUGGGAAGCUGAAGAUGGACAGAACAGCAUUUUGUUCGGCAACUGAAGAGGUGUCUAAAAACUUGGUAGCCAUGAAGGAAAUCCUUUAUGGGACAAAUGAGAAAGAACCUCAAACAGAGGCAGUGGCACAGUUGGCUCAGGAACUGUACAACAGCGGACUUCUUGGAACUUUAGUUGCUGAUCUGCAGCUCAUUGACUUUGAGGGCAAGAAAGACGUGGCACAAAUCUUUAACAAUAUCUUACGGAGGCAAAUUGGAACAAGAACCCCUACAGUGGAAUAUAUAUGCACCCAGCAGAACAUACUCUUCAUGCUCUUAAAAGGGUAUGAGUCACCAGAGAUUGCAUUAAAUUGUGGAAUUAUGUUGCGGGAAUGCAUUCGACAUGAACCACUUGCCAAGAUUAUCCUUUGGUCAGAGCCAUUUUAUGACUUCUUCCGAUAUGUUGAAAUGUCCACUUUUGACAUAGCUUCUGACGCUUUUGCCACCUUUAAGGAUUUACUUACAAGACACAAGCUCCUGAGUGCCGAGUUCCUUGAGCAGCAUUAUGACCGGUUUUUCAGUGAAUAUGAAAAGUUACUACACUCAGAAAACUACGUGACAAAACGGCAGUCGUUGAAGCUGCUCGGGGAGCUUCUUUUGGACCGGCACAACUUCACCAUUAUGACAAAGUACAUCAGCAAACCAGAAAACCUCAAGUUAAUGAUGAAUCUUCUGCGUGAUAAGAGCCGCAACAUUCAGUUUGAGGCUUUCCAUGUGUUUAAGGUGUUUGUAGCCAACCCUAAUAAGACCCAGCCAGUUUUGGAUAUCCUUUUAAAGAACCAGAGCAAGCUCAUUGAAUUUCUGAGCAAGUUCCAGAAUGACCGUACUGAAGACGAGCAGUUUAACGAUGAGAAAACCUACCUAGUGAAACAGAUCCGUGACCUGAAGAGACCUGCACAGCAAGAGGCCUGAGAUGGACGGAACGAGGGAGGGGUGGGAAGGGAACACAAACCCAGUGCUGGCUAUGAAAGUAAUCAGCAUCCCGUGGACUUUGCAACGCAGUAUCUUCACUUUAACCCCUGAACGGUUUCAUCUUUAUUCUGCUUCUUCCAAUUUGGUUUUGAAAUAGUAGUCCAGGAGUAACCUCUUCCUUGCUGGAAGAAACCAGGCGGUGCACGUGCUUCCAGCCGCAGAGAGGUUAAAGGAUGAAUGCAUAACUCCCUUUUAGUUCUUUCUAUUAUCCCAUUGCGCAUUUAUAGCACAAGAUGGAAUGAGUUGCCAUCUUCUCUUCUUCGUUGCAUCAGCACGCGAUAAGCAUUGGCUCCUUCUUGGAGAAGUGGGUGGGGAAGUGAAACAAACUAAGCAAAGGAGAUCUGCUGGUCUCUGGCAAGUAUAUAACUACUAGUCUGGGUUUAUACAUCUAGCGUUUUUUUUUUUUUUUUCGUAUUUUUUUUUUUUUUUUUUUUUUUUUAAUAAUACAAGGCGUCGCAUGCAGAAUAACAGCAAAAUACAAAAAUCUGGUGUCCAUCAGCAUAUUUGCACAUAAACUUGUUAGAGAAACCGAGCACAACGUGCGAUCUGUGCAUAGCUGGUACCUUAUGCCUUGAUCUCAAACAGAGACAACUAGUAAGUGCAAGAGUGCAGAGCUUUUAAUCCAUUCUAAAGCUGAGUAGAGCCCACUGCCAGCCAAUAGUGGGAAGUUUGUGUGUUUUAACUCAGUACGUGCUGGAAAAUACUCUCAACACAUUGCAAAAUGUGUGUUGCUGACUGCUUUGGCACCCGAGAAGUUAAAAUUGUGAAUUGGGGGUAAUAUUUCAACAGGGUUUGUGUACAAACGAGUGUAUAUUCAUUAUAUAUGCCUUUCAACUGCUUUCUUGCUUUCUUUGAUGUUUUAGCAGGUAUGUAAGACAGAAUUACAGAAAAGCAGCAUAUUAUGUCCUUAGGGGGGAAAUGUUCUUGUUUCCUGCAAGAGCCAAUUUAUUUUAGCAAGUGCUGAGUAUUUUCCCACCCUUUUGGCUAAUAACCCUGCCAUGUUUUGUUUUUUUUUUUGUUUUUUUAAAUCAGUAACCUCAACUCAAUAACGUGAAACCACUUAUUACAUGCUAUGUGACACCUAAGUGGUUGCUGUGGGCUCUUCUAGCCUUGUGUCCUUCAUUGGUUUGCUGUAGUUGCAUAAAACUAAUAUAUUCUCUUACACAGUUGCCCAUUAUCAGUCAGAGCCAAUGAGAUGGGGCACUGGUGCGAAAAACUGCUAAAGACCAAUUGAAACGUACUCGGUUAGGGGGCACCCAGAAACAAGUUAUUUCAGUGGCAUCUCCACUCUCAGGUUCUUGAACAUAAAAUGCUGUUUUAUAUCUAAAACACCUUGCAAAAGAAGGUGAUCUCAUUGGUUUGGGUAGGAAGUGGUAAGAUGGAGGCAAAUGUCUAUUUAUUGCUUCACCCUGGGCCUACAGCUUGGUUUGGGACACACAAGAUCAUCUGAGUAGAUAACCCUCAGGCAUGAUACAUGUGUAUGCAGUGUGUAACAUGAGCAGUUAUUCCUGCAUGUGUGAUUGUGUGGCCUUUGCAGAAUAUAUGUAAUGCAGGGGGUCAUGUUGGUUCAUUGGGGCGUGUAUGAGCUUCCUGGGAUGUUUGGGUAUAAGAAUGGCAGCAUGCUGUAAUGCAGUGAGUGUGUUGUAGAGUAGGCUACAUGGCAGGGUAGUUCAGUAAAAUUACAUACUCCUCAUUUAAUAUACAUAUAUAUGUUUUUAUUACAAUUGUAUUCACAGUGUCAUUGCUCUUGGAAAAAGACAGAGGCCACAAUCUUUACUUUUUGAUUUAUGUUUUAAAAUUCACAGCUGAGGAGUGAGAAUCAGGAUCCCAUACAGGUCACCAUUGUUUUGUUUCCCCCCAUACACACACAACUUAUUUAUUGCACGAGGGGUUUUCUGCCUGGGUGCAUGUGGCUUGGACAGUGCAUGUGGUUUGGUUCCCCAUCAAAUAACUUUCCUCUCUCGGGCUCGGUUAUUUGAUGGACUUGUACCCCCCAGAAGAUGCUGAAACCAAAGCCUUGGGUGAAGGGAUAAAUGCUGUGCUUCUAGCAAGAUUGCGUCAGUUUCCUUUGGAAUUUCUGUGUACAUAACGUUUUUGGCCUCUUAUUCGUAAAGAAAAAAAAAUAAACUGUACAGCAAA